Molecule: messenger RNA, 1815 nt
Organism: Capsicum annuum
Lineage: Eukaryota; Viridiplantae; Streptophyta; Magnoliopsida; Solanales; Solanaceae
Product: serine/threonine/tyrosine-protein kinase HT1
Exons: 9
Coding region: 699-1631 (310 amino acids)
Biological process (GO): protein phosphorylation
Molecular function (GO): protein kinase activity; ATP binding
Source: RefSeq, a predicted model, not a curated record
AUUGUUAAUUCCUUGAAGACAUGCUUAUUCUCAUUCUUUUUCCUUAAAUCCUUUGUUAUUAUAGUUCUCUGAUUUUUGGGUGAAACUUAGUUCCUUUAGAUUGUAGCUGUAGUUUCUCCAAUUGUAUUAGUGUUUAACUGAGAGUAAUUCUUCUAUAAUUUUUGAGAUGUUCCAGCCUUUUGACUUAAUAAAAUAUCUACUCCUCUCAAGAUAAUUCUGGAAACUUUCCUUUCCCAUUCAAUCGAUCACUAAUUCCUUCAAUUCCAAUUCCUUUUCAAUGCCGCCUAAGGAAGAGAAGGUUCCAAUCGACGUCGUCGAACUCGAUUGUAAAGACGGCGAUGGUGUUCCCGUUGCUGGAAUGACAAAACUGGACAUGCCUCACGGGAUUACGAUUUUCUAUUACGAGUUUCAACGGCUAUGGCGUUCCUGUCCUUUGUGUUGCCAGAAAUGUAGCCUGCAAUAUCAGAGGUGGUUAUUUCAAAGAUUUUGAUGGAGGCCUAUUACAGUGUAUAUCUGAAGUUACAUAUGAAGAUGACAUUAAGAAAGUUCCUUCUCCUCCUAACGUUAGCAACUAUUUGAUUUCAGAGGACGAACCUUCAGCUGUAAACGGGAAUAAAGAUUCACUUUGAUUUGAUGGAAUGGCUGAUAAUGAGGUCGAAACAAGACUAAAGAUGCUGUAGUGUAAUCGAUUUGAUCGAAUGGCUGAUAAUGAGAUCGAAAGGAGACUAAAGGUAGGAUAUUCAAUUCAUAUAGGUGGGCUGAUGCGAUUGGACGUGGAAGAACUAUCUGUUGAUUCUAUGUAUGUUACAGUUUGGGCAUCUCCGCUGAUUCCAUUUCAUAUGGGGAUGAUAGAGAACGUCAGCUCAAUGCUGGAAGAUCAUUUUGGGCGUCAGCUGCAGCUAUCUUGCAGUGUGAAGCCACUGAAACUGCUCAAGUUACGAGUUAUCAACUCUGUCAAGCUGAUGUUGUUCAUACGUGCAUGCAAACAACCACCAGUUUUUUGUGUUGUUACGGAGUAUCUGUCAGAGGGUUGUUUGAGAGCAUACCUCCACAAGCUUGAGCAUAAGUCCCUAGCCCUGGAAAAAUUGAUGGCACUUGCCAUGGAUAUUGCUCGUGGAGUAGAAUAUAUUCAUUCGCAGGGCAUUAUUCAUCGGGACCUCAAACCAGAGAAUAUUCUUAUCAAUGAGGAUUUUCACCUGAAAAUUGCUGACUUUGGAAUUGCUUGUGAGGAGGCAUUCUGUGAUCUCCUGGCUGAUGACCCAAGCACUUACCGUUGGAUGGUACCAGAGACGAUCAAGAGAAAAUCAUACGGCAGAAAAGUUGACGUAUAUGGCUUUGGACUCAUUCUAUGGGAAAUGGUGGCUGGAACCAUUCCUUAUGAAGAUAUGACAUCAGUACAGGCUGCUUUUGCUGUUGUAAACAAGACUGAAUUGUUGCUUCAAACCCAAUUAACGCGUGAAACAGCAGCCUUGUCUCCAAGUUUACAGCGUGAUUUCAAACGCGUGCUUGAACUCGCACCUCGGCUUCUGGAAGAAUUGAUGAAGGGAGGAAUUUGUCUUCUUGCAUUCAGAUGGCUAUUAUUCCACGUCCUUAUCGGCAUUAAAGUUGCAAUGUUGAUUUACAGAAGCUGAUUGGUUGACAUUGGACUUACUUGGCAACUCAUAUAUCUGUCUGCCAACAGGUUGUAUGAAUAAAUAUUGUCAAUCCUUUUAGAGCUAAAUAUUCUCAAUUUGUGUUUCAUAAUUAUUAAAAAUUUCUGAUUUAAUCCAUACGAAUACAUCACAUUCUUUCGAAUACAUCACAUUUUUUCGGAUA